GCCCCGCGCCCGCCCGCAGCCGCCGAGCCCAGGAACCCCCUCGUCAGGACUGCAGCCAUGGCCACCUCAGCGAGCUCCCACCUGAGCAAAGCCAUCAAGCACAUGUACAUGAAGCUGCCGCAGGGGGAGAAGGUCCAGGCCAUGUACAUCUGGAUCGACGGCACGGGGGAGCACCUCCGCUGCAAAACCCGCACGCUGGACCACGAGCCCAAGAGCCUGGAAGAUCUCCCUGAGUGGAAUUUCGAUGGCUCCAGCACCUACCAGUCCGAAGGCUCCAACAGUGACAUGUACCUGCGACCUGCUGCCAUGUUUCGGGACCCUUUCCGCAAGGACCCCAAUAAACUCGUUCUCUGUGAGGUCUUCAAAUACAACCGCCAGUCUGCAGAGUCAAAUCUCCGGCACACCUGCAGGAGGAUUAUGGACAUGGUGUCCAACCAGCACCCCUGGUUUGGGAUGGAGCAGGAGUACACUCUCCUGGGGACAGAUGGACAUCCAUUUGGCUGGCCUUCCAAUGGCUUCCCUGGACCCCAAGGUCCAUAUUACUGCGGUGUGGGGGCAGACAAAGCCUAUGGCAGGGACAUCGUGGAGGCCCACUACCGAGCGUGCCUUUAUGCCGGCGUGAAAAUUGGAGGAACCAACGCAGAGGUGAUGCCAGCCCAGUGGGAGUUCCAGGUGGGACCAUGCGAAGGGAUUGAGAUGGGGGAUCACCUCUGGAUCGCACGCUUCAUCCUGCACCGGGUGUGCGAGGACUUUGGGGUCGUGGUGUCCUUCGAUCCCAAACCCAUCCCUGGGAACUGGAACGGUGCUGGCUGCCACACCAACUUCAGCACCAAGAGCAUGAGGGAAGAAGGAGGUCUCAAGCACAUCGAGGAGGCCAUCGAGAAGCUGAGCAAGCGCCACCAGUACCACAUCCGUGCCUACGACCCCAAGGGGGGGCUGGACAAUGCCAGGCGCCUGACGGGCUUCCACGAGACGUCCAACAUCAACGAGUUCUCGGCCGGCGUGGCCAACCGCGGCGCCAGCAUCCGCAUCCCGCGCAACGUGGGCCACGAGAAGAAGGGCUACUUCGAGGACCGCCGGCCCUCCGCCAACUGCGACCCCUACGCCGUGACAGAGGCGCUGGUCCGCACGUGUCUCCUCAACGAAACCGGGGACGAGCCUUUUGAGUACAAGAACUAAGCGAGAGUGCGCCCCGCAGACGCCGCCUCCCCCCGCGCUCCCCUAAACUUCCCUUGUAGAUGUAAUCCCGAGGGUACAAGAUAACAUGUUUCGUGUCUCAGUAACUGUUGUUGUCUUGAGGUGGGGAGGAGGGCAGGUUUAGUUUUAUUCAUGUCUGUUUGUCGUUGACUCUUCAGAUGACAGGAGGAGGACGGGGUGUUAGAGAACUUUUAACCACUGUUUUAUUUUUUUUGUCUAAUUCAUGUGUACAUCUGAUGGGAUCCAGUGGCUUCCAGGGACAGACUGCACAUGCAGAAAGCCUGUAGGAGAGGAGAAGGCUUAAAACAGAGCCAGAUUUGGGGGGGCCAGCCCAAAGAGCUACUGGCUCUCUGCAGACUGAUGCCUCUCUAAGGUUGGUGCCUUUCUGUGGAGAAGGGAAGAUGGGAGCUGUGGUGACAGGAGCUGUGCGUGUGUGGGGACAUGACAGGGACAUCGUCACCCUCCGGCCACUCUGAGGUUUCUGGGAAUCUUCUGGCAUUGAGCUCAGCGUAGGAGCUUCGAGGAGAACUCUUGGUUUCUGUCACUGGAAGUCAACCGAUCUCUGGCUUAUAACACAGAGUGAAGUAGUAUUUUUCUAUUUAAAUAUAAAAACAGCAAAAAAAAAUAUAUAUGAAAGUGUUUUUUUCUUGAAGAGAUGAUGUUCCAACACCUCAUCCGGCCAGAGCGGGCAGGGCUCUUGCGGAUGCUGUCGGAGGCCUCCAGGUGGGACUGAGGUUGAGCUUGGAGGGAGACUCGUAUGAGAUUUGUUCCAGCAUGGAGUGCAGCUCGCAGGAAGGGGUUUCCAGAGCGGGAAGCCCACAGAAGCAUUUGUCACUGUAACUCGGGUGGCCGUGGCACACUCAGAGUGGGAGGAAGGUGUCCUGAACCAAGAGUUGACUGGUCAACAGCGUUCCGGACAGAGCUGUGGCUGUGUCACCUGUCCAGCAGGGCUAGCAUGUCACUAAAGCAGGGCUUUUGAUAAAGGUUAAAAAAAGAGAAAAAAAAAAGAAAAAAAGAGAUAAAUUUUAGAUUUUUUUUCAUAAUGUUCUUAGUUUGUCCAGCUGAAUGGUUUUACAGAGACCGUUGAUGCCACUGUUGUGUCCUGGCUCUCUCGGGCUGCCUGCCAUCCAGUCAGGAUGGGGGCUAGGAGAAGGGAAGGGAGAGGCCACCUGUCCCUCCCAGCCAGCCCUGGCACUCCCAGCUCCUGCUGGGGGGUUCAAACCUUCUGGGAUUUUACACUUGGGUAUCUUAGAUGGUGCCAGUUAUAUUCCGUUGCA
Messenger RNA from Cinclus cinclus, 2474 nucleotides. It is a transcript of the gene GLUL, whose product is annotated as glutamate-ammonia ligase. Bases 58 to 1179 code for a protein of 373 amino acids. The transcript is spliced from 7 exons. Lineage: Eukaryota; Metazoa; Chordata; Aves; Passeriformes; Cinclidae. The record is from RefSeq and is a predicted model, not a curated record. Gene Ontology annotation, molecular function: glutamine synthetase activity. Gene Ontology annotation, cellular component: cytoplasm.